AUCUUUGAUUGAAAUAUGGACACACUCACAAUGAUACCACUGUGGACAUUUUGUGCAUUGCACCCAAUAGUUCUUCUCAAAGGAUGUGUUCUUGCAAAUCUGAUGGUUAUUGCUAUUGGAUUUGAAGGUAGUGCUAAUAAGAUUGGAAUAGGAAUUAUUCAAGAUGGUAAAGUUUUAUCAAAUCCACGACACACUUUUAUUACUCCCCCUGGCACAGGUUUUCUCCCAAGUGACACUGCAAAGCAUCAUCAGCAACACGUGCUUAACAUUCUACAACAGGCACUUGAUGAUUCAAAAAUUACUUUAAAGGAGAUUGACUGUGUUUGUUUUACAAAAGGUCCUGGCAUGGGUGCACCAUUGGUUUCUACUGCUAUUGUUGCUAGAACACUAGCACAGCUAUGGGAUAAGCCACUUGUGGCUGUUAAUCAUUGCAUUGGACAUAUAGAAAUGGGUAGACUAAUUACUGGAGCUAUAAAUCCAGUGGUACUUUAUGUCAGUGGUGGAAACACACAAGUCAUAUCUUAUUCUCAGCAAUGUUACCGGAUAUUUGGGGAAACUAUUGAUAUGGCAAUAGGCAAUUGCUUGGAUCGUUUUGCUCGAGUGCUUAAACUUUCAAAUGAUCCAAGUCCUGGUUACAAUAUUGAGCAGAUGGCAAAGAAAGGGAAAAAGUUUAUUGAACUUCCUUAUUCAGUGAAAGGAAUGGAUGUCAGUUUUUCUGGAAUUCUAUCAUUUAUUGAGGGUGCUGCAAAAAAGAUGUUGAAAAACAAAGAGUGCACCGCUGAAGAUUUGUGUUUUUCACUUCAAGUAUGUAUGUACUUCAAGUUUAAGGAAACAUUGUUUGCUAUGCUUAUUGAAAUAACAGAAAGAGCCAUGGCACAUUGUGGUUCAUCAGAAGUUCUUAUUGUUGGUGGUGUUGGCUGUAAUAAAAGACUUCAAGAAAUGAUGGGCAUUAUGGCAAAGGAGAGGAAUGCUGUUUUGUUUGCAACUGAUGAAAGUUUUUGCAUUGAUAAUGGUGCGAUGAUAGCUCAAGCAGGAUAUGAAAUGUUUAGGACAGGUCAUGUAACUCCCAUAGAAGAUACAUGGUGUACUCAAAGAUAUCGCACCGAUCAAGUGCGCGUUACUUGGCGAGAUUAAAGACGCGAAGACCGACAAAUACGUGUUAGUUGGCAUAAUCAUUGGAGAUAUCGAUCAUAUCUAGUACACAUUAAUUGCAAACUACUUUGCAUAACGCGGUUAUAUUUUAGACAUUUUAGGUAAUCAACAGUCCAAGGGUGCUUUACUUGGUAGGAUAAAAAGUGAGCAAAAUGCUCAUAAUAAUGGCCACAAAUUUCUUACUGAUAGCCGAAAAGAACCCUUUAUUCUAA
This is a messenger RNA of Hydra vulgaris (swiftwater hydra), 1364 nucleotides long. The record is from RefSeq and is a predicted model, not a curated record. Lineage: Eukaryota; Metazoa; Cnidaria; Hydrozoa; Anthoathecata; Hydridae.